Tetranychus urticae (two-spotted spider mite) is the source of this 814-nucleotide messenger RNA. Its product is annotated as 60S ribosome subunit biogenesis protein NIP7 homolog. Gene Ontology annotation, molecular function: RNA binding. Gene Ontology annotation, biological process: ribosome assembly. Lineage: Eukaryota; Metazoa; Arthropoda; Arachnida; Trombidiformes; Tetranychidae. The record is from RefSeq and is a predicted model, not a curated record. Gene Ontology annotation, cellular component: nucleus.
UCGAUAUGUUUAUGUUUGUGCCAUGUGGUUUGUGCUUGCACUUUGCUUCUGAAUCAAAAUCAGAUUUAAAUUUCCACGCAGUGUUUUUUUUCAUUUAUUUAUUAUUACCAUUUAAUUUAGUGUUUGUUCAAAAAUGAGACCUUUAACAGACGAAGAGAUGAAACAAGUUUUCGGUAAACUUGUCAAGUAUAUUGGUGAAAACACUAGUUUAUUGAUUAACCGAUCUGAUGAUACCUAUUGUUUUCGAUUACAUAAAAAUAGAGUUUAUUAUUGUUCGGAAAAGUUGAUGAAAAAGGCUGCAAGUAUAAGUCGUGAAAAUUUAAUAUCUUUCGGAUCUUGUUUUGGUAAAUUCACAUCGAGUCAAAAAUUUCGUCUUACAAUAACUGCUUUGGAUUAUUUGGCACCUUAUGCUAAGUUCAAAGUAUGGCUAAAACCUUCCGCUGAACAAUCAUUCCUUUAUGGUAAUCAUGUUUUAAAGUCAGGACUAGGCAGAAUAACAGAAAACACACCUCAAUAUCAAGGAGUUGUAGUUUUUUCAAUGUCUGAAGUACCUUUGGGUUUCGGGACAACAGCCAAGUCAACCAGUGAUUGCAGAAGAGCCGAUCCAAUGACAAUAGUUUGUUUCCAUCAAGCAGAUAUCGGAGAGUAUUUGAGAGACGAAGAUAUCCUUUAAUUGUAUCGAAUAUUUUUUUUGAUUGUUGACAUCUGUCAAGCAUUUAAUCUUAUCUUCGAUAAUAAUCCAGCACCAAUAUGUUUGUGAUAAAUUGAUAAUUGAAGAUAAAAAUAAAUCACUGGCAGCUGUAGUUUUUUAAAA